AUGUUGUGGCUCCUCUUUUUUCUAGUGACUGUUAUUCAUGCUGAACUCUGUCAACCAGAUGCAGAAAACGCCUUUAAAGUGAGACUUAGUAUCAGAAGAGCUCUUGGUGAUAAAGCAUAUGUCUGGGAUACAAAUGAAGAAUAUCUCUUCAGAGCGAUGGUGGCUUUCUCCAUGAGAAAAGUUCCCAACAGAGAAACAACGGAAAUUUCCCAUGUCCUACUUUGCAAUGUAACCCAAAGGGUGUCAUUCUGGUUUGUGGUUACAGACCCUUCAAAAAAUCAUACUCUUCCUGCUGUUGAAGUACAGUCGGCCAUCAGAAUGAAUAGGAACCGGAUCAACAAUGUCUUCUUUUUGAAUGACCAGACUCUGGAAUUUUUAAAAAUUUCUUCUACUAUUGCACCACCCAUGGACCCACCUGUUCCCAUCUGGAUUAUUAUUUUUGGUGUGGUAUUUUGUAUCGUCAUAGUUGCAAUUACGCUACUGGUUUUAUCAGGGAUCCGGCAACGAAGAAGGAAGAACAAAGGACCAUCUGAAGUGGAUGAUGCAGAAGAGAAAUGUGAAAACACCAUCACAAUUGAAAAUGGCAUCCCCUGCGAUCCCCUGGACUUGAAGGGAGGGCACAUUAAUGAUGUUUUUGUGACAGAGGAUGAACGGCUCACCCCUCUCUGAAGGGUUGCUGUUCUGCUUCCUCAAGAAACUUAACACUUGUUUCUUUGUGACUGCUAAGCAUCUUAAAAUAUCAAGGGCAGAUUAUAUAUUUUUAUUUUGCCAUUCUUCUUUUGUAAGAAAUUUUGAAUGUAUUUGAAAGUGAUAGGUAAUCAAUUUUACCCAUGAAGACUACUAAAAUCAUA
This is a messenger RNA of Urocitellus parryii (Arctic ground squirrel), 851 nucleotides long. RefSeq names its product collectrin. The record is from RefSeq and is a predicted model, not a curated record. Gene Ontology annotation, biological process: positive regulation of amino acid transport. Gene Ontology annotation, cellular component: plasma membrane; extracellular exosome. Lineage: Eukaryota; Metazoa; Chordata; Mammalia; Rodentia; Sciuridae.